Messenger RNA from Closterium sp. NIES-65, 1161 nucleotides. The record is from the annotation of a GenBank genome assembly. Lineage: Eukaryota; Viridiplantae; Streptophyta; Zygnematophyceae; Desmidiales; Closteriaceae.
AUGUCGGGCGCGGAAUCUCCGCGCUUAUCGCCCACUGGGAGCGUAUCAGGUCACAACCAACGGCGCUUCGCGACUCGGGGUCGUGACGGCGACGCGAGUCGCAACUAUCAGGCUUCGACCCUCACCCGACCUGGGGACUUCGCAGUAACAUCCGCAUCUCAAGCGGAGUCGCGAGAGGCGUUCCCCGGCGGCGACUGUCUCUUAAGCGGCAGCGGCUCCACGUUCCCCCCAAUCUCCCCGACCGGCGGAAUCUCCCCGCGCCACCCGCCGACCCACAGUCACGGCGCGUCUACCAGCGCCGCCGCGGCGUCUCAGAAGGGGUCGCUGCUCGCCGCGCCCUCCGCCGCCGGGUCCGGCGCCCCACCGCCUUCUAAAUGCGCCAGCAGCAAGCUCGCACUGGAAAUGUUGCACAAGAUGCGGCAAGGCGGUACUGCGUCUGCUGCUGCUGCUCCUGCUGCUGUUUCUGCUUCACUUUCCCGCGUUCCCCAGGCGCUGAUAGGCAUCCGGGGGCCGGACGCGUCGGGUGCACUGCUGAUCGGGAGCCGGCCAAGCCAACCUGCCAUGAGAUCUCCACGCACAAGCCCGCUGAGCCAACCCGGUGUUAGGUCACCCCGCACAGGAGCAGGAGAGGCCGGAACCCCUGGAGAUGCCAGAGGUACCGGGGAUGGAAGCACGCAGGCGCUGGACUCACCUCGCAUGGGCGCUUCAGGUGCAGGUGGGGCAGUGGCAGCAGCAGGAGGGGGAGGAGGAGGAGGGUCAGUACGGGCGGCAGGAGUGAAAGCCCAGGUGAUGUCCGAAGGAAGAGGAGGCGCGGGGCCUGCCACGUCAGCGCCGUUGUCGGGAGGCGGGGCGGGUUUGUCGGGUGGAUUGUCGGCGGAGGACGACUGGCGGCCGCGGAGUCGAACGCGGUUUGACGCCGAGGCGAUGCGCAAGGGGGAGAUCAAGCCACGGAGCAUGAAGGAGAGACGGCGGCGAGACAAGAUCAGUGAGGGGUUGAGGCAACUACGGCAAGCCAUCCCAGAAAGUCUGUUGGGUGCACAACAAGACAUGGGUGCUAUGAUCGAAGCAGCAGUCCUGCACAUAAGCAAUCUACAGGCUCGAGUGAGCAAGCUUGAAAGAGGUGCAGCGAUUGAAGAGAUUGUAGACAGAAUGCAGCCAUGA